AUGAAUACAUGCGACGCAGACGAAGAGCCAUCGCGUACUAGGAAGAAACUGAAGCUGUCUUGCUCGUCUCCUCCGAGUGGGUUAUCUUUGUUGCCGGAUGAGAUAGUUCUAAGUUGCUUGGCCCGCGUCUCAAAAUCGGACCAUGCUUCCUUAUCCCUCGUCUCCAAGUGGCACCGUUCAGUAGUGGCUUCUCCUGAGUUGUACGACUUCCGAUCCCUUUUGGGCUUCACGGAAAACCGUAUCUAUCUAUGCUUACGCAUCCCUCCAGACCCAAACCCACGCUGGUUCACCCUCUCCCCAAAAACUCUUAACCUGCGGCUUGUCCCAGUGCGAUCUUAUUUUUACCAGCCUCCGGAAGCAUCUUGCAUGGUGGCUCAUGGUUGUGGGAUCUACAUCAUGGGUGGUAAGAUUGACGGGAGAGCCACGUCGAAUGUAUUGUUUCUAGAUUGUAGAUCUCACACGUGGAGCACUCUCCCUUCCAUGGGGAUGGCUCGAUAUUCAGCCGUGGCGGGCGUGGUGGACGGGAGGAUAUACGUGUUCGGAGGAUGUGAAGGCCGGGAGUCCGGCAAGUGGGGAGAGGUCUUCGACCCAAAGCAGCAGACUUGGGAUGCCCUGCCGAUGCCACCGCCUCGGUGUGAUUUUCCCUUAGUGUGCGAAAGCAUAGUUAUAGAGGAACAGAAGGUGGUUGUUAUGAAUGGCUUAGGGAUAUGUUUAUCCUACAUACCAAGUGAAAGCAAAUGGAAAAAAGGGUAUAGGGAUAUCUCCGGAAUUAAAAGGUGUUGGCAUGUGAUAGAUAAUGUCGUGUACUGCAGUCUAAGUGGUGGGCAGAUAUUGUGGUGUGAGCCAAGUGAAUUGGAGUGGAAUGAAAAGAUGGAGUGGAGAGAGGUGAUGGGCUUGGAGUCUCUCAGGGAUACUCUUGCUGCCUCCAAGAUGGUUAACUAUGGUGGAGGGUUGGAGAUUUGGUGUGCGGAGAUUUCUUUGGAGAUACGCAAGAAGACAUGCGAGAUUAUAGGAAACAUUGUGUGGUCCGAAGCUGUCAUGACACUUGAUCCUCCUCCACAUCAGCAUCACUGUAAGAUAUUGUCUGCUUUACCUCUCAACCUCUGA
Raphanus sativus (radish) is the source of this 1107-nucleotide messenger RNA. Its product is annotated as F-box/kelch-repeat protein At4g39560-like. Gene Ontology annotation, molecular function: protein binding. NCBI's taxonomy places the organism in Eukaryota, Viridiplantae, Streptophyta, Magnoliopsida, Brassicales, Brassicaceae. The record is from RefSeq and is a predicted model, not a curated record. Bases 1 to 1107 code for a protein of 368 amino acids. The transcript is spliced from 2 exons.